Molecule: messenger RNA, 1909 nt
Organism: Mangifera indica (mango)
Lineage: Eukaryota; Viridiplantae; Streptophyta; Magnoliopsida; Sapindales; Anacardiaceae
Product: receptor-like cytosolic serine/threonine-protein kinase RBK1
Exons: 8
Coding region: 358-1749 (463 amino acids)
Biological process (GO): protein phosphorylation
Molecular function (GO): ATP binding; protein kinase activity
Source: RefSeq, a predicted model, not a curated record
AAGCGUCAGUUACCCCGAAAUAUUAUACGGCCAUGAUCCCGUCGGAAGUGGCUUCUGUUGAAAUUGAAAAGGUUUUUCAUAGAUGAACAUGUAUAAAUAUAGCAUAGCAUGUAUUCCACAGCUGGUUUUAGUUUGCUUUGUUAAUACAUUUAAGAAUAUACCAAUUCUAAAGACUUCACCUUUCUUUCUUUUUAACUUAAUUUAAUUUAGCUUUCCUUUCCCUGUCUUUCAAUCUCUUCUUUGUCACUGUCAAAAUGUACAAAAGUUUUUCUUUUUAAUUAAUUUGUAGAUUUCUAGGUUCUCAAUUCCAGAUUUUUUUUUUUUUUUUACAAGUUUAAGGCUCAGAAGCUCUUGGCAAUGGCUGUUCAAGAGACGGGAGAGAAGGUAGAAUCAAACACAGAAAUGGCACCAGAACAUGAAAUGCAAGAAAGGGAAGCGGCUUCACCAAGAGGAGUUUUAGAGAUUCCUGUUGUCGGCACAGAUUCGGAUAACAGCAGCAGCAGUUGCAGCUCGACGGAGAAAUUGAUGCCUCAGGGAUCGACAACGGCGAACCGUGAGGGAGGUUAUGCUUUCCAUUGGAAGAGCAUGAUUCAGUCCUUUAAAAGGAUGUCCUCAAGGAGGCUACCCGCCAUUCCUCUGCUCACAAACCAUGACUUCACCAGCAAGAGUUUGAGGAAGAAACUGGCUCCCAUUCAAAACUUAAACACUGAGGAUGGUCCUCAUUUCGAAAGCCUCUCGGUUUCUAAACCUGCUUUAAGGAAUUUUGUAUAUGAAGAACUUGCUGCUGCAACUGAUAAUUUCUCUUCUGAAAACUUAAUUGGGAAAGGGGGGCAUGCAGAAGUGUACAAAGGGUGCUUAUCAGAUGGCCUAGUUGUAGCUGUAAAAAAGAUAAUAAGAGAGGAGAAGGAAGAAGAGGAUAGAGUGAGCGAUUUCUUGUCAGAGCUCGGGAUUAUUGCACAUAUAAGCCAUGAAAAUGCAACUAGAUUGAUCGGUUUCAGCACCGAGAAUGGUUUACACCUUGUUCUUCAGUAUCUACCCAAGGGCAGCUUGGCUUCACUGCUUUUUGGGUGUUCUGCACAGUGUAUAGAAUGGAAGAUGAGGUAUAAGAUAGCUUUAGGGGUAGCAGAUGGACUGAAGUAUCUCCAUCACGACUGUCAUAGGCGAAUUAUUCACAGAGACAUCAAAGCCUCUAAUAUUUUACUCACUGAUGACUUUGAUGCUCAGAUUUCUGAUUUUGGACUGGCUAAAUGGCUUCCAGAGAAUUGGCCUCACCAUGUUGUCUUUCCAAUUGAAGGAACAUUUGGUUAUUUGGCUCCAGAGUAUUUUAUGCAUGGAAUUGUUGAUGAAAAAACUGAUGUAUUUGCAUUCGGGGUCUUAUUACUGGAGUUGAUAACUGGUCGUCGUGCAGUUGAUUCAUGUCAACAAAGCCUUGUGAUAUGGGCAAAGCCACUUCUAGACUCAAAUAAUGUGAAAGAAUUGGCGGAUCCAUGGCUGGGAGAAGAAUAUGAUCCUACAGAAAUGAAACAAACAAUGUUGGCAGCUUCAAUGUGCAUUCACCAUAUGUCAGCAAAUCGACCACACAUGAACCGGGUGGCAUUGAUGUUGAGAGGUGAGGAUGAAGCGGCAGAGUUGAAGCCAAAGCUAAGUUCAAGAAGAUCAGUGGUAUUUGAGGGUAGUGAUAUGCAGGAUCACACUUGUGCUAGCUAUCUCAAUGAGAUCAAUCGUCAUAUGCAGCUUGUAAUGGAAUGAUUAUAAUUUCAUGUAUGUGUUGCUGCUUCAGUUGCUUCAGCCUUUUUACUUUUUUUUUUUUUUCCUAUGUGAAGGGUACUUUUCUGUGUGAAAUUAAGGAUUUUACCCUAGAGUUGUACAAAGUUCAAAUCAUGUUAAAUGACUAUUUUUCACUUUUGUA